AUGGACGACAGUAUCUACGUUAACAUCGAGGAUGAACGUUUGGAUGGUAAUAGUUUAGAAUUCAUAACGAAAAACGUUUCAACAUUAAUUUUUACAAACGGAGAUGAUCAGAAACCUGAAAGUGAAGUUGUUGAGUUUAUGGAGGAACUUUUGAGAACAGAACUUAAGAAUUUGAUGGAUCGAGCUGUAGAAAGAACUUCUGAAUUUGGGUAAGGUAGUAAUUGACUUAAUUGUAGCUUUUUAGGCGGCGUAACGUCAAGUUUUGUGAUGUCUUGUGGUGUCUGAAGGAUCAAACUAGACUUUUGAUGCGAUUGUUCAAAUUCUUGAAGGAAAGGGACGAAAUUCAGUUGUUGGAGUGUUUGAGUGAUAAUGGAAAAAAGAGAAGGUAAGAAAUUUUUGAUUGUCUUUUAUUUUAGGUAAUUAUUCCGAAAACACUGUGCUUUUGGACUGUUUGUGGUGUUUCUUGUAAAAUAGCACGUGUAUUUAAAAUAUUAUGGGUAUUUUAAAAAAUUUUGCAGACUAUUACUUAAUUUUUCAGUUUUGAACAUGUCUUGGAUGCCUUGGACUCUUUGGCCGAGCAGUUUCCUCACCUAAAACAAGUCGCAGAAUCUGUGGAUACUUAUGUAGAAGACGCAGAAAAAUCCCAACGAAUGGAGCGAAUUGUAGAACAUCUUCAGGCACUGGAUUCAGAUGCAUACAUCGAGUUCAGCAAGGCCCGACGAGUGUCUUUGUGCAAAAACCGCCGAGCGCUGAGUGAAUGGUUAUGCGUGACGCAGCCAUUAGAUGCCGAGCUGAUAAUUGUCUUGAAUUUUCUUGCUUCUGAAGUUGUGGCCGAAAUGGUCGAGAACGCAUUCAAGUGUAAGCUGGAGGAAGCGGCCGUUCCGGGCAAGGACACGAGUUCCCCCCUUUGCCUAAAGUUUUACAAAAUGGCACUCAAGAGGAAUAAAGGACACCUGGAUACCGGUUUUGUUUUAAUUUAG
Bursaphelenchus okinawaensis is the source of this 980-nucleotide messenger RNA. Lineage: Eukaryota; Metazoa; Nematoda; Chromadorea; Rhabditida; Aphelenchoididae. The record is from the annotation of a GenBank genome assembly.